AUGAACUUGGAGAAAACACAAGAAUUGAAAUUGCCUUCUAUUCCAACCUAUUACGAUUCUCAUUCUUUUCAUUACCAUCAAACUUGCGACUUUUGCCCUCAUGAUAAUAAUACUAAAUUGGAUGACAGUUAUGACUAUUACAAUGAACAAUACAAUGCAUAUAUUCAACAACAAGAUCAACCUUUCAAAUAUAAUUACUUGCUUAACUUAUUCUGUACCCCAAAUAUGGCCACUUAUUUGACAGAAGCAAGUAUCACUGACGACGUAUACGCCUUACCUAUUCAUUUACAGCGUUUAAUCAUGGAAGCAAAGGAGGAAGUAUUAUUCGAUAAAACAAAACUUAAUCAACAAGACACAACAACAACAACAACAACAACAACAACAACAACAACAACAACGAAUGGUCUUGCUCUUCAACGUUUGGAACGUGUACGUUCUUUUUGUUGGUUACGUUCUGAUGCUGAUGUUGCCAACCUAAUGUCUAGUGUUGCUGAAUUGGUAGCUGAUGAUGAUGAACUGGAUCAUAUUUUGGUAGACUAG
Halteromyces radiatus is the source of this 540-nucleotide messenger RNA. RefSeq lists its product as uncharacterized. The transcript has a single exon. The coding region runs from base 1 to 540 and encodes 179 amino acids. The record is from RefSeq and is a predicted model, not a curated record. NCBI's taxonomy places the organism in Eukaryota, Fungi, Mucoromycota, Mucoromycetes, Mucorales, Cunninghamellaceae.